Molecule: messenger RNA, 1719 nt
Organism: Trichosporon asahii var. asahii CBS 2479
Lineage: Eukaryota; Fungi; Basidiomycota; Tremellomycetes; Trichosporonales; Trichosporonaceae
Exons: 3
Coding region: 1-1719 (572 amino acids)
Molecular function (GO): triacylglycerol lipase activity
Source: RefSeq, a predicted model, not a curated record
AUGCCCGCCACCCUUUCGCCGUUUCGCUACAUCCAGCUGGCGCGCUAUGUUGUUCAGUGGUGGCUCGAGACCGCCCCGGGACUCCAGGCGCGCCGCAAGGCAGCCCAGGCUCGCGCCGCCCAGAUCAUCUACGCCCCCCGAAUGCGCAAGCCGCUAGCCCAGCCGAAGAAGGAGGAGUACGUGACGGCCGCUGCGGGCGGUUCGUCUGCUGCUCUCGCCUUCAAGCCGACAGCGGUGGACAAGUUCGAGGGCUUGCACACCGAAACCGAACUUGAGGACCUUCCGCCAUACCCCGACAAAUACCCGGAUCCGCGGUAUCCACCAGAGAACAUGGACAUCUACCGCCUCAUGAACGACGAACGCGCUUUCCUCCCGGGACGCACGACCCCACCGAAGGAGAUCGUCGUGCUGUGUCAUGGAUUGUACGGCUUCUCUACAGCAACACCGAUACCACUGUUCCCGUCGCUUAAGCUGCACUACUGGGCAUCCGUGCUCGAGGUGUUGCGCGAUCGCAUGGGGGCAAAGGUCGUCGUCGUCGGCGUCAAAGGCACUGGCUCAAUCCAAGAACGUGCUCAGCAGAUGCACGAGUUCCUCAAGUCGUACCUGCCGAGAGGUGUCGGUGUCAACUUUGUCGCGCACUCGAUGGGCGGACUCGACUGCCGGCACCUCAUCUCGACGAUCAAGCCGAAGGAGUACAAGCCGCUGAGUCUGAUGACGAUCGCGACCCCGCACCGCGGCUCGCCGUUUAUGGACUGGUGCGCCGCCAACAUUGGCGUCGGAUCGAUCGCCCCGCCGUCGGUCAAGAAUGCCGACGACCGUAUUGCCGCCGCCGCCAAGUACCUCCCGUUCACGAUGAAGUCGCCGCUCCUGACGCGCGAGGCCCGCGAGGCUGAGGCGAGGAAGGAUACGGACGCAUUCUCGUCUUUCACGUCGGGACUCACUAACUACCUGCUCAACAUCUUCGACUCGCCCGCGUACCACAACCUGACUACGAGCUACAUGAACGACUACUUCAACCCGAACACGCCUGACGAUCCGAACGUCAAGUACUUCUCCGUCGCCGGCCGCGUUUCGAAGAUGUCGGUGCUGCACCCUCUGUGGUUCACCAAGCUCGUGCUCGACUCUGCCGCUGAGCGAGGGUACCCUUCAACUGAGGUGCUCCCGGGGCACCAGUACGAGGGCAACGACGGACUGGUCUCCGUCGCAAGCGCAAAGUGGGGUGACUUCCUUGGCGUCGUCGAUGGCUGUCACCACUGGGACCUGCGCGGCGAGGGUGGUCUGUGGCCUCAACACGGCGCGUUCAAGGUUGAGGACGAGGAGGCGCGCAGCGGAGACUGGCAGGCGCUUGGUCUCUCUGGCUCUGGCCCAGACUCGAACAAGAAGGACCCGCAACUCGAGUCGUCGCAGCAGCACGACAAGGACCUUGCGACCGCACGUGCCAUGUCCUCACCUGCCGCUUCCGCGGAGGGCACCCCGAAGGACAAGGGCUGGGACCUGGCUCACGUCGGCCAGCUCGUCGAUUGGGUAUCCGACAUCUUCCCCGGCGACAAGAAGGACGGGCAGGAGACGCGGCAGUACAAGGAUGCGAAGGCCGAAAUCGAGCGACCAGAGAAGGAGAAGGGCGAGGGCAAGACGCUGAAGAAGGUCGUGCGGGACAAGUUCGACCUUGCGCGGUUCUACGGCGGUCUCAUGCUCAAGCUGCGUGAGGAGGGGCUGUAA